Messenger RNA from Botrytis sinoallii, 5004 nucleotides. RefSeq lists its product as uncharacterized. Lineage: Eukaryota; Fungi; Ascomycota; Leotiomycetes; Helotiales; Sclerotiniaceae. The record is from RefSeq and is a predicted model, not a curated record. The coding region runs from base 1 to 5004 and encodes 1667 amino acids. Gene Ontology annotation, cellular component: membrane. The transcript is spliced from 13 exons. Gene Ontology annotation, molecular function: ATP binding; ABC-type transporter activity; ATP hydrolysis activity. Gene Ontology annotation, biological process: transmembrane transport.
AUGGAUUCAGAUCCAUCAAGCUUCAUGGAGACAAUGUUGACUCCCGCUGCUUCACCAAACCUUUGGUUUGCCCUGAAGAUCCUACGAUAUGCUUAUCCGACUCUCGUCUUUUUCUAUUUUUUCAUCGCCCUUGGUAUUACUGUAUGCUACAUGCAAGCAGAGAAAUCUCAAGUCCAGGAUCAAUAUGUUCGUCGUGGGUUGAUAUUAUGCUUCAUUGGAAGUCUGACUGGAACAUAUGCUGUCGAGAUAAUUGUCGCAAUUAUCAAGUCAUCAGUGGAAAACUGGAAUCCAGGACAAGACCGAGUUGUUUACCUCAUCUCAUCGACUUUGGUCUUUCUGGUUCAAAUAAUUGCACUCGGAGACACAAAAUCUCCUACGUGGUAUCCAUACUAUGGAACUUGGUGCAUAGGUCUUUGUGUAGAACUCUGCCUAAUCAUCUUACCAAAUGUGUUUUCUCCGCCGCCCAACUCGGCCUUCGAUUACAUACUCAUUUCUAUACAAGCUAUAAGAAUCUUCAAUCUCAUCGCAUUACCUAUUAUCUACUUAUAUAUUCGCGACUCAGAUAAAGCUCCCGAAACCAUUGAUACAGAACGUCAAUCACUAUUAAAGAAGCCAUCGGAUCCAUCCAGCUCCGAAAGCUCCACUCUGAAUGGUAAUGGAUAUGGUACAACGGGUGAGCCGACAACUCAAGAUAAUGAAGAUGCAGAAGAUGAGUCGGAUACAGCGAGUGUAGCUUCGGAAGACUCUUAUUUGAAAGAUCAGCGCAAAUCAAAAGAGGCUAUCGCAAAAAGACUUAAGGAAGACGGCAACUGGUGGACUUACCUCAAAGGAUUUUCUAUGUUCAUUCCCUUUGUUUGGCCAGUACAUCACAAAAUGCUCCAGUUAAGGGCUGUUCUUGUUGCAAUCACUUUACUGGCAAGCAAUGCUUUGAAUCUUCUCGUUCCAAUUCAGUUUGGUAUAAUGGUCCAAAGCCUAAUCAAUUAUACUGGGGGCGAUCAUAGCCAUAAUAUUUGGACACCUGUACUUCUAUACUCGCUCCUAAGGUACAUAAAUGGUGGUUCGUGUCUUACAGUAAUAAGAACAUGGCUCUGGAAUCCCUUGGAACAGUACGCAUACAAAACACUCAGUUUAGCCGCGCAUAGCCAUAUAAUGAACUUGUCUUCCGAUUUCCACGAUAGCAAAUCAUCCUCGGAUCUCUUUCAGGUAGUGCACGGAGGUAGAUCAGUGGCAGAUUUGAUGGAGAUGAUCUGCUUUCAGGUAGUCCCGAUGAUCAUCGAUUUAGUCAUCGCGUUCAUUUAUUUCGGUGCCUUUGGACCUUAUAUGUUCCUUGUAUUGGUUGUCACAUUUGUAUCUUACAUGUACGCUACUGUAAAACUGAUCUCCAUGAGAACAAAUCAACGCCGGGACUACAUAACAUUUGCCAGAAAGGAAUGGACAACGGGACAAGAGUCACUGGAUGGUUGGACGACUGCUAACCUUUUUAAUAUGGUACCCUACGAGAACGAACGCUACUCUGGAGUCAUCAAAGAACACAUUGACUCCAAAUGGGCCUAUGAAUGGUUCUGGUACAUUGCCUCCAUGGCAAAGAGCCUGAUUAUGUGCUUUGGACUGACAGGUGUACUCUGUCUUGGUGCUUAUUCGGUAGUCUAUGAGGGUCAAACCGUUGGAAAUUUCACUACCUUGCUUAUGUUCUGGGGUCAGAUACAAGAACCACUAUCAUUCCUUGCUUCCGCAUAUAGAACUAUCUCUAGUUCUUUGAUAGAUGCCGAGCGCCUUCUUGAACUACUCAAGACAGAGCCCUCGAUUAAAGAAGCACCGAAUGCCAAAGACUUAGAGAUUAGUAAAUGCGAGAUUGAGUUCAGCGACGUAUGUUUUUCCUAUGAUGAGCGAAAGCCGAUCUUGAAGAAUGUUAGUUUCUUUGCUCCGGGUGGAAAGACGAUUGCUUUUGUUGGUGAGACUGGCGGAGGUAAAUCAACAAUGUUAAAAUUGAUGGAUCGUUUCUACGACGUUAAAUCAGGAAGUAUCAAGAUUGAUGGUCAAGAUAUUCGAGACAUCACAAUGCACAGUCUGCGCAGCCAUGUUGGUGUUGUUCCACAGGAUCCUACUCUUUUCAAUGAUACCGUCAUGAAUAACAUUCGAUAUGCUCGUUUGGACGCAACAGACGAGGAAGUAUAUGAGGCUUGUAAAGCUGCCGCUGUUCAUGACAAGAUUAUGAAAUUUGCGGAUGGCUACAAUUCUAAAGUUGGUGAUCGUGGCGUAAAACUUUCUGGUGGAGAGAAACAACGUGUUGCGAUUGCUCGUGCCAUUUUAAAACAACCAAAAAUCAUACUACUCGAUGAAGCUACCAGCGCUGUUGACACAGAGACGGAACAAAAAAUUCAGGAAGGAUUCAACGCAUUGUGCAAGGGUCGGACAACCUUUAUUGUUGCUCAUCGGUUAUCAACUGUGAUGAAUGCCGACCAUAUUGUUGUUGUCAUGGAUGGUCAAAUAGUCGAACAAGGAUCUCAUGAUAAGUUGUUUCACUCUAAGGGGCGAUAUGCAGACCUAUGGGCAAAGCAAAUCUUCGUCAAACCUUCUGACAGGAAAUCGAGAUCAAAGUCCAGAUCAAAGAGCCCUGCAAAAAAGGAUACAACUCUCGUGAAUGAUCUCACUACCGAGAACAAGACGGUCACCCUUGCGAAAGCAACAAAAGGGGUUAAAGAUCACAACCACUCACAGGACGAUGGAAAGGGGACUGGCAAUGGCACAAGCUCCAGCGGCAAAUCAAAAGAUGAAUCGAAACGCAAAGCAGACGAGCUCAAUCAUGCGAGCCUACUCUCAAAGACAGAUUCUUCGAAACUCAAAAUUACUAAUCUUAGUAAACCCAAGUUCCCCGCAAGUAACUCGGAGGUUCAAAUUAAGCAGCAGCCUCUUGGGGGAAUUCCUCGACCAACUCCUGUUCAUCGGCCUGCUACCACCCCUCAACCAGCCACUGCCACUAUUCGUUGUACUAAUGCUAAUCCUCCUGUUACCGCCUCUCGUUCUUCCAGUCCUCAGCGCAAAUUCUUUACAGCCCAAUCAAUUGAACAAACAUGUAAAGCCCAUCCACCCGAGAGUCCACCUCGCCCACCAAUCUUGAGCCAGCCAAGAUCUCUCUUUUCUACUGGCAAUUUGCCCGUCCCGAUUCAUGCAAAGAAUGUGCUUGAUCACCCGAAUCCGUGGGGAGAGGAACAUCCUUGUCGAACUCCUUCUUCUACACACUCGAUGCUCUCUUCUCAGUCAGUUCUAACGAGUGCUGAUUUGAAGCACGAGAAGGCCGAUAACGGAUGUAAGGCAGAUAAUGGUAAGUUUGAUAAUGGUAAGAUCGAGGGAUAUGUACAGGAUAAGGUGGAGAAACUGGACAAAGGUUUGCCAAAAGGACUGCCCAAAGGAUUACCCAGAGGUGCAAUGUUUGUUCAACUUCCAAAACAUUCGACGAAUGAGCCAGUUGAGGAAAGAAAACCUAGAGCUUCUGCCGCAGAAGCGCCUGUAAAUAUCACCACUGCCUCUGAGCUCACUCCAUUACUCGUUUCGAAAGAUUCGCCCAUCUAUACCAGUCCCAGUUUCUCUUCCCCCAAAGACAUUAUCAAAGCACAGAAGAAACAACUAGCAAAAGAAAGAAGAAAAUCAGGUUCUUCUUCAAGAACUAUCAGCGAGCCAGUUAAUGUCACACCCCCAACUCCCAUUCUCGAACCCUCUUCUGUCCAGUCAGUAACACCAGUCAAAGUACAAACUAAAGAGGCAGCCAAGGAACAGAGAAAAAGAGACAAGGAAGAGCGGAAAGCAGAAUCAUUGAGAAAGAAGGAAGACAGUAUCAGAAGAAAGGCGGAAAAGAAAUUGAAGAAACAUGGUGUUAGUACUGUUGUUGCUGCUGGUGAUGAAGAUGAGAUUGCCGGUUAUGCUACUGCUACGACGGAUUUUGCUACGAGUGAGAUGAAUAGUAGUAAUACAGAUGUUAAAGAGUCGGGAACAGUCAGGUUUGAUGGUUUUACAGAUGGAAUUAUGGAUUCUUGCACAGAUAUGCCCAAUUCUGUUCAGAGUGGGACGAUAGAUGAUAUAACAAUUCCUACCGCAGCACAAUUAGUCGCAGAUGCUCAAUUUCCUCAGAGAGACCGAAGAAUUCACUCGAAAAGUGAACCAGGAGGCAACAGUGUUAGUCUUGAAUUAGAUGGUGCGGGUACUGGUUCACAGGAUACAAUUAUCAUUGUGAGGGAGGGAGAUGGAGGAAGUGAAUAUGGCACGAAUAGUCUGAUUAGAUAUCCGUCGCUAAACAGAGAUGCAGUUGCAAUUGGAACCCCCAGACCGGGAGAAAGAAAAGGCAUCUUGAAGAAUUUCGCGCAGGAAAAAAGAAGAGCUAGUGCGCCGGCGAGAGAGGGGAUGGGUUAUGAGGGAAGAGAGGAGAGAGGCGGUCUGAAGAGGAGAGAAAGAAUCCCGACUCCGAUGGCGAUGGUGGGCGGAUUGAUAGGACCGGGAUUGGGGGGCUUGGGGGUCGGGGUACCGGUUAUGCCGGAGAGGGAGAGGGAGAAGGAGAGGGGACCGCCGGUUUCGUUGGGGAGGAAUAUGCGUUUGAAUUUGAAUGGAGAUGGAGAUGGAGGUGGGGAUGGGGAUGUGGAUGUGGGUGUGGAGGGGCAGGGACAGGAACAGACUGAGAAUUUCGUGAGUGGAGGAAGGAGAAUGUAUAUAGGAGGGGGAUUGAUGAGGGGAAAGAAGAGACAGUGGAGGAUUAGAAGUCGCGCUGUAGAGUCUGCUUGGAAGGGAGAGGGAGAGAGUGGAAGCAUGGGUGCAAAUUUGAGGAUGGGAAUGGAUGGAACGGGGAGUUUUGAGGGUGGUGGGAGGGUAAGAGAGGGAAGUGUGAGUUUGAGUGAGAGAGAGGGGGGUAGAGGGCAGAGGGGAAGUGAGGGUGGAGAUGCAGAUGCAGAUGGAGAGGCACAAGGAAGGGGGAAGGGAAAGGGAAAAGGGGGUGUAAGGUUUGCUGAUGAUGUUUAG